AUGAAGUCUUCUUUUAUUAUUGCUAGCCUCGCUGCUUUGGCGGCCGCCGCCCCCUCGGCGCAGGAGAAGAAGAUCCAAGCCAUGCGCUUGGACGGCAAGAUGGUUAUGGUUGAUUCCAAGAACCCUGGCAGCAAGGCACCCCAGGAGGCUGUCGAGUGUGGCAUUGAGCUGACGCUCAUGACGCAGAGCUGCCCUGCUAUUAUUGAAAAGGCAAUGAAGUUUGCCGGCACGGCGCCCGAGGAUACAUUCACCAAGGUCUUUGGCAAGGCGGACAAGCCCACGCGUGACGCCGUGGCCAAGACACUGGGCGAGAUGCAGAAGCGCUGCGGCGCCGCCAAGAACGACAACAUCAACUACCUGUGCAGCGACCCUGAGAAGAUGUGUGCCGAGGGCCAGUAUGCGUGGUACUAUUCGGCUGCCGGCGACAAGGCCAUCAACACACAUAUCUGCCCCAUUGCCUUUUCCGUGUUCGACUUUGACUACCCCAGCGUGUGCAACGAGCGCUUUAUCUACGGCCAGCACGCUUUCCUGGUCUGGGCCAUGGGUGCCAACCCCAAGGGCGACCUGGGUCUGGACUUUGAGAACGAAGAUAGACUGAAGAAUGUUAUUUCCUACAGUGCCUGGACACAUUUCUUUGGCAAGCAGGAGUGCGAAGCUGACAAGGCCAUGUCACCCAACCCUACCUUACUUACCAUUGGCAAAUUCUAA
Molecule: messenger RNA, 708 nt
Organism: [Torrubiella] hemipterigena
Lineage: Eukaryota; Fungi; Ascomycota; Sordariomycetes; Hypocreales; Clavicipitaceae
Source: the annotation of a GenBank genome assembly